Molecule: messenger RNA, 2093 nt
Organism: Gossypium raimondii (Peruvian cotton)
Lineage: Eukaryota; Viridiplantae; Streptophyta; Magnoliopsida; Malvales; Malvaceae
Product: isocitrate lyase
Exons: 3
Coding region: 103-1833 (576 amino acids)
Biological process (GO): carboxylic acid metabolic process
Cellular component (GO): glyoxysome
Molecular function (GO): isocitrate lyase activity
Source: RefSeq, a predicted model, not a curated record
UAAAUUGAGGGACUUGGGAGGGUAAGAGCAUGCCAUGAACUUCUCUUAGCUGUUUUCACAAAGGUUUCUUUAUUUGUAUUUACAAAAACCCAAGUUCUAGCCAUGGCUGCAUCUUUCUCAGUGCCUUCAAUGAUAAUGGAAGAAGAAGGAAGAUUUGAAACUGAAGUUGCUGAGGUGCAAGCAUGGUGGAACUCGGAGAGGUUCAAGCUAACCCGACGACCAUACUCGGCUCGAGACGUUGUGGCUUUACGAGGCAGCCUCAAGCAGAGCUAUGGCUCCAACGAGAUGGCAAAGAAGUUAUGGACGACUCUCAAGACGCACCAAGCCAAUGGCACUGCCUCUAGGACUUUUGGUGCACUUGACCCCGUCCAAGUAACCAUGAUGGCUAAGCAUUUGGACUCCAUUUAUGUCUCUGGUUGGCAAUGCUCCUCCACUCACACCACCACCAACGAGCCAGGUCCUGACCUUGCUGACUACCCUUACGACACCGUUCCAAACAAAGUCGAACACCUUUUCUUUGCACAACAAUACCAUGACCGCAAACAAAGAGAGGCACGAAUGAGUAUGAGCCGGGAGGAGCGCGCUCGAACCCCUUAUGUCGAUUACCUGAAGCCAAUCAUAGCUGAUGGUGAUACUGGCUUUGGUGGAACCACAGCAACCGUUAAGCUUUGUAAACUUUUCGUUGAACGUGGUGCUGCCGGUGUCCACAUCGAGGACCAGUCAUCUGUAACCAAAAAAUGUGGUCACAUGGCUGGUAAAGUGCUUGUUGCUGUUAGUGAACACAUUAACAGGCUAGUGGCAGCGAGGUUGCAGUUUGAUGUUAUGGGAGUCGAGACAGUGUUGGUGGCUCGAACCGAUGCUGUUGCAGCUACUUUGAUCCAAACCAAUGUCGACACCAGGGAUCAUCAGUUUAUUCUUGGUGCAACAAAUCCGAAUCUUCGGGGGAAAAGUCUGGCAAAUAUGUUGGCUGAAGGAAUGGCUGCCGGUAAAAAUGGGCCCCAACUUCAGGCCAUUGAAGAUAAUUGGCUAGCAAUUGCACAACUUAAGACAUUCUCCGAAUGCGUAAUGGAUGCCAUUAAGAGCAUGAACAUAACAGAGGAUGAAAAGAGAAGGAGAAUGAAUGAAUGGAUGAAUCAUUCAAGUUAUGAUAAGUGCCUAUCAAAUGAACAAGCAAGAGAGAUUGCUGAGAGAUUGGGACUUAAGAAUCUUUUCUGGGACUGGGAUUUGCCUAGAACCAGAGAAGGGUUCUAUAGGUUUAGAGGGUCUGUAAUGGCUGCCAUUGUUCGCGGUUGGGCCUUCGCACCUCAUGCAGACCUUAUUUGGAUGGAGACAUCGAGCCCCGACAUGGUCGAGUGCACCAGGUUUGCUGAAGGGGUGAAAUCAAUGCACCCCGAGAUCAUGUUGGCUUACAAUCUCUCCCCAUCUUUCAAUUGGGAUGCAUCGGGAAUGACCGAUGAACAGAUGAGAGACUUCAUUCCAAGAAUAGCCAAGCUUGGUUUCUGUUGGCAGUUCAUAACGUUAGCUGGUUUCCAUGCUGAUGCAUUGGUGACCGACACAUUUGCGAGAGAUUUCGCAAGGAGGGGGAUGCUAGCGUAUGUGGAGAAGAUCCAAAGAGAAGAACGGAACAAUGGAGUGGACACAUUGGCUCACCAAAAAUGGUCAGGUGCCAACUUUUAUGAUAGAUAUCUCAAGACAGUUCAAGGAGGUAUAUCAUCCACAGCAGCCAUGGGCAAAGGGGUGACUGAGGAGCAAUUCAAGGAAACAUGGACUAGACCAGGUGCAGGGAACAUUGGAAGUGAAGGCAAUCUGGUUGUGGCUAAGGCUAGAAUGUAAGACAAGCAAAAAUGAGCUGAAGGAUGGUCUAUUUUGGACUUGGGAGAAUAACCCAAUUCUUGAAUUUUGGAAUUGGGACGGAAAAAAAAAAAAAGUGGUAAUAAAAUCAUUUGACAAUGGAUCAGUCUGGGUAUUUCGUUUUCUUUUUGUUUUCUGUUGGGCCAUAUUGUGCCUUGUCUUUUUUAAAGCUUUCUAAUGCUUUUGUUAGAGACGAAACUUGUUCCUUUUAUAAUAGAAAAUGUUCUGUUUAUUUUGUUUCA